AUGUCCCACCCGCACCUGACCUCGCUGGUCUUUGAUCGCACCGGCACGGAACUGCUCGCGAGUUAUGGUGGGGACUACAUUUAUCUGUUGUCUCUGGCUGGCGGGACGGAUGGUGUCACGCUCACGGAGGGAAUGGAGAUGGAAGGCGGAAUCCGCGCGGCCUCCCCAACGCGACCGCAGCGCGGUGGUGACGAGGGAGACUGCGGCGAUAUGAUGAACAGCCAACCGACGACCUCUCCGCCGAAGCGAAAGCGAAAGCGAACAAGAAGCGAGGAGGCUGUGGAUAUGGACGAGGACGAAGACGAUGAGAAGCGACAGGAAGUGAAUGACGAGAACGAAGAAGACGAUGAAAUGGAUGAACAUAGUGAACGAGAGGAGGACGAGGAGGAUGAAGAGGAGGAGGAAGGCGAAGAGGAGGAUGACGACAUCAGCUUUUUGACUGAUGACGACGACGACGAUCCCUGGGCGCUGCAGGACGACGCAGACAGCGAACUGGACGAAGAUCCGCGAAUCCGCAAUCCCGACGUGAGCAUCGAGUACGAGAGGCAAUGGAAGGGCCACCUCAACGUGCGCACCAUCAAGGAGGUCAACUACUUCGGACCCAACGACCAGUACAUCAUCUCAGGAAGCGAUGAUGGCCACAUCUUCAUGUGGGAGAAACAGACGGGGAAGCUGGUUCAACUCCUCAAGGGCGAUGCGGCUAUUGUCAACUGUGUUCAAGGCCACCCACUGGGCUACCCGACGCUGGCUGCGUCGGGGCUCGGCCACGACAUCAAGGUGUUCAUGCCGGUUGCUAAGUCCGCAUGCUGCCUCGAUCACGCCGAGCGGGUCAUGGACAAGAACACCCACACCUUGGAACACGGACGAUCGCUCACGCAGUCGGCUCUCACGGAGGAGAUGAUGCAGCGGCUCAUUGCCUUCAUGCGAGAGGACGAACGGGAGGACGAACCCGAGGCACAGGCCAGCCAAAACUGCGUCCUCUCCUGA
Acanthamoeba castellanii str. Neff is the source of this 987-nucleotide messenger RNA. RefSeq names its product WD domain, G-beta repeat-containing protein. Lineage: Eukaryota; Discosea; Longamoebia; Acanthamoebidae. Gene Ontology annotation, molecular function: protein binding. Gene Ontology annotation, cellular component: cytoplasm; Cul4-RING E3 ubiquitin ligase complex. The record is from RefSeq and is a predicted model, not a curated record. The transcript has 6 exons. Bases 1 to 987 code for a protein of 328 amino acids.